Penicillium alfredii is the source of this 225-nucleotide messenger RNA. RefSeq lists its product as uncharacterized. Bases 1 to 225 code for a protein of 74 amino acids. The transcript is spliced from 2 exons. NCBI's taxonomy places the organism in Eukaryota, Fungi, Ascomycota, Eurotiomycetes, Eurotiales, Aspergillaceae. The record is from RefSeq and is a predicted model, not a curated record.
AUGUCCCGCAUCGGCCUCAAAAUGGUCGGUGUUAUAGCUAAGAUUGAGACUACUACAAGGGCGUUCCUGAAAUUGCUUCUUAUCCGGUCCCUGCGAAAUAUGAUCGCCCCUGUGGACAACCAAAAGACCGUGCAAAUCAUGGCUUUCCAUAGGGUAACACAGCCCAAGUGGGCUACUGAGCCGCGUGGUAGACCAAAGAUGACGCAAAACUAUGGCCACCGCUAA